AUGGAAGAAGUUGACAUAACCCUCAUUAGUGGGGGUGAUGGAACAACGACAACAACAACAAAUAAACCUGCACCCUCACCAAUUUUGAAUGAUGAUGACAAUGAUGAUGAUGGAACAACAACAACAACGACAAAUAAACCUGCACCCUCACCAAUUUUAUUCGAGAAUGAAGAAGAACAAUCGACGACGACGACGUUGGAACCAAUUUUACCUUCUACUACCGGAAACGAAUCAAGUACAACUCUUGUGAUGACCAGGGAAAGGCUAUUACUCAAUAGUUCAACAUUUGAAACAUCAACUUCAGCUGUUACUUCAACUUCUACAACUACAGCGAAUACUAUGGCGGAUGAUAGUUCUUCAUUUAAGAUCUUGUUGGGGAUACCCGAUAAUGAUGAGGAUAAUAAUAUAAAAUUUAGUGAAGGUUAUGACUGGGAGAAAAACAAGAUUCAAAAUGAUACAACUAAUAAAAAAGAUAGGGGAAAUGAUAUGAAUGAAAAAAAAGAUAAGGCUUUGGAAAAUAAUCUAAUCAAUGAAGGGAUUUUUUAUGUAGACGCAGAUGAAGAAGAAGAAGCAGGACGGCUAUAUGAAAAUGAACUUAUUUAUAUGGAAGGCGGGGUUGAAAAUUAUAAACAAAUCUUACCUUUAAAUAUAGACCAAGAAGAUGAAAACCCCCUCCCCCCUCCAUUUGUUGAUGUUGAUGAUACAAACCAAAACGAAAAUGAUGUAAUUUUAAUGGAGGGAGGAUUAACUAAUUACACCCAAAUUGUGAAAUCUAAUAUAUUAGAUCCAAAAGAAGAAUUUCUCACCAAUAAUGAAAUGAAUCAAAUUAUUUAA
This is a messenger RNA of Drosophila kikkawai, 834 nucleotides long. The record is from RefSeq and is a predicted model, not a curated record. Lineage: Eukaryota; Metazoa; Arthropoda; Insecta; Diptera; Drosophilidae.